Molecule: messenger RNA, 427 nt
Organism: Phytomonas sp. EM1
Lineage: Eukaryota; Euglenozoa; Kinetoplastea; Trypanosomatida; Trypanosomatidae
Source: the annotation of a GenBank genome assembly
UGCAAGAAAUACUUUCACUUGAUGAGGCUGUCCCAUGUCGUUUCAAGUGUUCUUUGCGCUAUCCAUGAGCAUAGUGAAUCCUGAGCAUUUGUGCUGUUCACCAUUCUUCGAACCAGAGAGUGUCCGUCUGGAUACGUCUUCACCAAGUGUUUUCAAAGCAAUGUCCAAUUACGUGUUUUGUACCAGGCUGGCCCUGAACGCACAUGUUAUCGGCUUUUGUCAGCCUACUCUUCAGCAGUGUGUAGAGGAUUUCAAGAUGGAAGUGAAGGCUAGCACCAUUAUCGGCGAUCCGUUGGCGCUGCAGAACGUUCUGGCACGUCGACGCGGCGAGGUUGAGGUCAAUACACUCCCAUGGAAACCUCGGGAGGAGUAUCAAGCGUGGCUCCGGAAACAAGGGAGGCUAGCUGGUGACACACGAAGCAAUUAA